This is a messenger RNA of Lineus longissimus, 2146 nucleotides long. RefSeq lists its product as uncharacterized. Lineage: Eukaryota; Metazoa; Nemertea; Pilidiophora; Heteronemertea; Lineidae. The coding region runs from base 115 to 960 and encodes 281 amino acids. The record is from RefSeq and is a predicted model, not a curated record. The transcript has 4 exons.
GGAGACGGAAGUCUGCUUGUGACACUGGUGAUAUACGCUUAUUAGUUGGACGAACGGACUCUGAACAUAAACCGAAACCUCGGGGUCAAAGUCACUAAUCAGCUGACGGCAAACAUGGAGCGAACGAUGGUGUUGGUAUUUCCAAUUCUGGUGGUGUCCUGUCUCUUAUUUUCCGUCACUAGAACCCACGCACAACCGCCGAGCAUAGCGAAUGUUGUGGCGUUUUGGAUCUUCAGCGAGCCUGCUGGCGAAGACCGGGUUGACGCGUCGCCAAAUCACUACCGUCUUCGGGAGGAUGGAGGACCGAUAGGGCUAGUUGAAGAUGGCAUAUUUACGGCUUACUCCGCCUAUCUUACUCCAGGAAAACGUUUCGUGUUGCCAAGGAGAGAAACCACAUUUCUGAAUUUUCGCGGGAAGUCGGACAACAAGUUCACCAUCGUGUCAUGGAUCAAAAGAAUGCCUUAUUGUGGCACACCCAACUACACGAAUCCUUUUCCUUGUUGUGAAUUCAUUGCUGGUAUAUUCAAUGAGAGCUCAAACCACAGGCAAUACGGGAUGUUCCUCAAUCUGCACAGCUUCAACUCAUCCGACCAAGUGUGUGGGUUGGUCUCGGACAACGGCGGCGACACUCCCGGAUACAAGGGUUGCGUGUCGGGUUCUUUCGGGCGGACCAAGGUGCCCUACAACAAAUGGCAGUGUGUUGCUGUCAGCUAUAACAACAACUACGUAAAAUCCUACUUGAACGGGCACUUAGACAGAAGGGGGACACUCAACCCAAACUAUUAUCCCAAUGGUAUCUUUGACCCAAGCUCUGGUGGGGCGGACUUUACUGUGGGCGGGAAUGACGCCUUUGGAGAAAAGCACAACUACUUCCACGGUUUGAUUGGAGGACUUCAAAUAUUCAACGCGACAUUAACAGAGGAGCAGAUGUCAUAUGUGUGUGGGGAACUACCAAAUUAGAGCCGACAAUAGCGGAUGAAAUUGUUGGUAUGACUGACGUUGCAAGUUCAAAUGUUCAUUUUGGUGGAAGGAAUUUAUCGAAGGAGUACGAUAUUUAACAUUAUAAUCAUGGAAAUACAUGUCUCGUAAUCCAUCGCAAUGUUCAUAUUAAUAAUGUGCAAUUUGUUGUUUUCAUAUCCAUCAGCAGUGGUUAAAGCUUUUUUUGAUCUUUCAUAAAACAUAAAUUAGUUUUUAGCUUGAGAGGAACCCGGAGCAAGUAAGCGGUAAUGUGAGAUUCUCGAAGCAGCAAAUACAUAUUGUGAGGCAAGAGGGUCAUCAUCAAUAGCAAUCCCGUGUGAACACAUCCUGAGGAAAUCGGCAGGGCCAGAACCGAACAUUAACCCCCGAUUUCCUCAGGAUGGUGUGAUCAUUUACUAGCUUAGUGGUUGCAUCUUGUGAGUAGGCCUAUACAAUAAUAUGUGACCUUUAUCCAAGACGGAAUUUAUACCCCCGAUGCUCGGAAAUACAGUGUGGUGCCAUACGGGCAGUAAACAUUGAUGAUAUCGAGGAGGUUUAACUUCCUUGAUAUUAUAUGAAACGAGCUAUGUGAACGCCGACUUAGUUUUGACUUCCUUGUUCCAACUAUACAUGAUGUUAGACCAUUAAGACGCUAUACGGUUGAUACAAAUUUUAUACUCACAUAUCUUUAUCCUCGUCAACCCCAGGCAUUCCUUUCAGCAGACCUUUUUAUAGUUUAUAUAAGACACUCCUCUUUCUUGUGGUUCAGGACUAUGUUGUUUGCUGUUGUCAAUGAUGAUGUGAAAUUGUAAAUCUUGCUUUAUGACACCAUCGGGGACACCAGCGACUUGCAAUGAUCUUAAAUGAAUGGUCAAUUGCUAUCGAUCAACCAGUUUAUAGGCCCUGGCCAGAUGUGUAUACCAUGAAGACUCAAUUGUGCCAAGCUGUCAUAUACAAACAGAAUUUUUCAAUAACUUUAUUAAAAGACUCUGAUACAAACUCACACAGACACCGACGUGACAAGCCAUUUAAUUAGGUAAUUAAUAUUUGGUUAGAUAAUUAAGAGAGUAUGCUGUGAAAUUUAUCGCAAGCUGUCCUCCAAAAUGACACAUGGGCCUGAGUGCCACCACGCCAUCAGUGUUCUCAUCACAUAUCCAUCUAUAAAGAAAUAAAAUCAUUAUUGAAUUUA